Anopheles nili is the source of this 1236-nucleotide messenger RNA. RefSeq names its product glutamic acid-rich protein-like. NCBI's taxonomy places the organism in Eukaryota, Metazoa, Arthropoda, Insecta, Diptera, Culicidae. The transcript has 2 exons. The record is from RefSeq and is a predicted model, not a curated record. The coding region runs from base 1 to 1104 and encodes 367 amino acids.
AUGUGUCGAGUGGAGCUUUUCGUUCUGGCGGUGGCGAUUGUGGUGGAGUGUACCGGGUUGCACAUGUACCCGGAGAUAUUCGAGACGUCCCGGUUCCUGCGAAGGCGUCCUUUGGCAUUAAAAAGCGUCUCACCUCGCUCCGACGAUGACCAGCACUCGGACGGUGGGUUUAAGGACGGUGAGGUGGGCUUCGUGCGGUCAAGCAGUGAAUCGGGAACGGGUGGAUUUCGGCACCGGGAAAAUUUCCACAAAAAAGACGGCAACAAAUUCGGGCACGAACGGCAGACGGGUUUUGGUGAGUCGAAACGAGCCGGUGAUGAGUUGGGAGCCGACCACGGCAAGCUGGUAGUCGACACGCACCACUACAGGCCUGAACCGAUGUACGAAGUGACCGAGGAGCAGAGCGACAUCGACAAUCCGGACAAACACAAGAAGUACGGCAUGGCAUCGUCAAUGGGGAGUAAACCGGUGAAAAAACCCACCACCGGCAAACGGACGACGGUGGUGUCGAAGUCCUCGUCCAAACCCGCGAAGGGAAAAUCACAGCAAACGAAGGACCACUCUGGCUUCGAAUCGAUUGUGUACCACGAGAACGAACGCGACAGCUCGGAGCAUGGGUACGGUGUGAAGAAAACCGUCGGAAAGCUCCCAAAACAGGCGGAUCAACGGAAACCCGCCAAACAAGUGGCCCACGACGAGCUGGACGAUGAGAGUGAGGACCGUGAUAUCGGGCUGGAGUCGGACGACGAGUACGACGGUGAGGCGGAGAGUGAUUCCGGUCGGGAGUCCGAUUUCGCGGACAACUACGAUGCGGUUCGGUUCGACGUUGACUUCGAGCGGUCGUUUGGGAGUGGGGAAACCGGUGAAGACGAGGGAACGGGGGGUGAUGGGCGAACGGCGGGACGGAAGAAUCAGGAGCAGGACUACGAUUAUGAUGCUGAAGUCGACCGGGAUGAGGUGGACGAAUCGGCCAAUGAGGAUAAGUACCGGGGCGAUGAGGAUGACGAUGAGGAUGGCGAACAUGAGGAAGCCGAGAAGGGUGGUGACGAUCGGCAGUACGAGUACGCGAGUGAGGCAGAUGGAGACGCCACGGAUGACUACUGAGUUUGGGGGUGGCUUCGCGACUACCCUUGAAUGAGGCCCGUUACCGAGAUACCUCGAAUCGAAGUGCAAAUAAUCGCGUUAAUAAAGCGAACGAUACUACUAAUCGUAAUAUGAAUGUGUACGCUUAAUAAA